Molecule: messenger RNA, 3747 nt
Organism: Symbiodinium natans
Lineage: Eukaryota; Dinophyceae; Suessiales; Symbiodiniaceae
Source: the annotation of a GenBank genome assembly
AUGAAAGGGCAACUCUUGGAUUCACUACAGACUCUGACUGCGCAGGGCACCUUGCAACGAGAUGUGCAGCAUUUUGCAGCUGAAAUGCUUCGUCAAAACUGGCUGUGCUUAUCUCACGAAAGCGGCUGGCUAGUUGCUACUGCGCAGAGAGUGCUUGCCCACUUGAACUCUCUUGGCAGUAACAUGAGGGAUCUUGCGGAGAACCUACACUCUGCUGUUCAGUUUGGGCAUAAGCUGGCCCAAACGCGCGUUGAACAUUACAGACAUGCUGCCAGUGCUUGCCAGGAAGUCACGCGUAACUUGUUGCGGGUGGGUCUGGGCUCGCCCAGCUGCACAGGAUGCAUGGCUGCAAGAGGUGAUAAUGUCAAAUGGUCCACCUUCACGGACUGCAAAACAGGAAUUUUGCAAGCGUUCAGGGGCCUGGACCUUGAUAUGCUUGCCUUGCCAGGGGCGCGGCUGCCUCAAGACUUCAAGCCUCCUGAAAAAUGGGGGCUGCAGUGUGUCUGCCACAGGGGUGCUAACUACGACAGCUGCGCAGUAUUCUGGCGUAGCGAAUUGCGAGGUUUGACUCCUAUCACUGAAGUGGGAGGACCAAGGCGUGUGCACAUCCUGGCGCCCCGUAAGCAGGGGCCUCCACUUGUAAUCUCUGCUGUAUACCUUCCGCCUGAUAAUGCCACCCAUGGGGAUGAAGCAUGGUGCAGUGAACUGAAGUGCCUGUCAGCUGACCUCUGCCUCUUGCAAGAAAAGUUUGGUGUAGGAGAUGGUCAUUUAGAUGUGCUGCUUAUUGGGGACAUGAACAUUCAGCCAAGUGCCUUAGGUGCUGGGCCUGAUCGUAGGCAAGCAAGAGAAGCUGCGUGGAAUGUCUUUACUGCAAAACACAAGCUUGCCAUCGCAAACCCCGGCCUCCAGGGCAGUCAGGCUGUGGAAGUCGAGCUGCCCCUGCGGGGGAAGACAGUGCUUAUCCGACCAGGCGAUACCCACCACCACCCGGCGGGAGGCGCGUCAAGGGCUAUUGACUUGGUCCUAGCUUCUCAGCGCCUUGUUCUCAAUGUCACAAUACACAACUCCUUGCAGUGCUGCAGUGAGUCUCAAUGUACGCUGCCCCUGUGCCAAGAGUACACCAGGGGAGACCAUUUCCUUGUGCAUGCUGAUUUGAGCGAGCUCUUUUUGCUCCCAGAGCGGACUGACAACUCCUGCGUGCCAAACUGGCUCCAUGAUGAAAAACGCUGGCAUGAUGCGUGGAAGGCCUGUGCAACGACACUGGGCUGCUUUGCAGCAACGCUUGAUGCUGUGCUUGGAAACGCCGCAGGCUACAAGUGUUGCCAGUGCCUCCCGCGCCAUGCUGCGGUGUGGUUGGGCAAUGCGGCUGCAUGGGUGCACGCACUCAUAGGUGCUAUCGCGCUGGACGGCUGGGCGGCGGAUGAAAUUCGGCCGCCGCAAUGGCUACUUAGUGGUGAAGAAACUGUGACGGGUGAGUCUGCGCACAAGGAGUGGUGCAGGGCUUUCGUGAACCAGUCUUCCUGGCCCAACGACUGGGCCCUGGACGUCCAUGAGCACAUAACACAUGAAUGCAAAGUGCAGAACCCGCGCUCCUGGUCCAAACGUGGCAAAGGCAGUUUGGACCAGACAGUCACUGCUGUCGAAACUCAACAUGUUCUACAAAACUGGGACCGCUCGCGAGCCACCACACCCGACCUCAUACCUAGGGCAGCCUACACGGUGAUGUCCAAGGCGUGGGGUGAUGUGUGCUUCCUGCUGGUGAAGCUGACAGGACCUGCCUGCCUGGCUCUUAAACCUGACCUCUGGCGCCGCUCUCUCGUGGUUCCAAAACACAAGCAAGGCUUCCUGGCCCUGGCCUCAAAUUGGCGCUUUCUGGAAGUCAGGUCCCAAAUUGCCUUGCUACACGAGUCUGUGUUCAUCAACCGCCUACGUCCUCUUCUCACCAACGCUCUUGUUCCUGGACAAUCGGGCUAUGUGAGGGACGUCUCUGACGCCCACCUUUUGCUCCACGAAGUGGUGACUACGAGGCUGAACAUGGGUCUGCCAACGUUGCCUGUCUUCGGGGACCUUGCCAAAGCCUUCCCGAGGACGUGGAGGGACGAUUUCCUCACUCAAAUAUCUCUCCAGUCGAACCUACAGCAUGGAGGACGCGCUCUCCUGGCUGACAUAUUGGCGUGGGACUCGCCGACCAUGACGCUUGCUGGCUUCUCAAGGCUUAUGAAAACCGAAGGGGUGCCUGAGGGUGGGGUCGUCGGACCCGCUGGCUUCAACACCUGGCUCAACUCCCUGACCCUCUUCUUGCUUGAACAUGGUCACGGCGUGGGCCUGAGCAGCGAAGUGCCUGGAGCGUGGCGUCAUGUACAAUGGUCGUGGUGCGGCGUGCCAGACGAAACUUGGGUUACUGACAUACGCCAAGGGCUCCUUGGCAAAGGGGAGCUCCCCAGUGUGGACCUCAUACAACAGGACGCUUCUUGUAUGGCCUCCUGUCUUAGGGCAAUGGACUUGGGUGCACCCUCCAGACUGGUGCUUGUACUACAUGCUGACGACCCAGUAUUGCUCUCGUCAAGUUCGGGGGCUGCACAAGCUGCUCUGGACUGCAUGGCUAAAUGGGCAUUUUUGCACAAGGCGGCAUUUCACGUAGGCCCUGACAAAACAGUUGCACUGGUUCCUGACUCAGCCGUGGGGCCGGGGCUAGUCAUGAAUAUUCCUGGCAAUCUGCCUUGCGCCAUUCAUGAUAAACAGCGCCAUCGCUGGCUGGGCCUUUUGUGGCCGGCUGACCUGGACUUCCUCCCGUGCCUCUCUGCUCAACUUGGUCAAGCUGGUCAAAUUGUCGCCAACAUUACAGGCCUCAUGGAAUCCGGGGGCUUGCCGCUGUGUUUUGCCCUAAUGCUCUUUGAGGCCAAGGUGGAGGGUCUACUUCGUUUCGGCCGCUGGCUCCUCGCUACUUCUGAAGGCGCUUUGGAUUUGUACGACAAGGCCUUCAACCGCUGGAGCUGUGCCUUGCUCGGCAGCCCGCCCUGGAGGUCACCCGCUGUGGCACAUCUGGAAUUAGGUUGGCAGCUCAUGGGCCGCCACCGUGCUGUUCUUGAUGUGGCAAAGCGAAGGGCAAAGCUGUGGUGCAUGGCAAAUGAGGACAUCUACGCCCAGAUGUUUCGCAGGGCCUUGGCCUGCCCGGAAUCAUGGUCUGCCAAAAGCCUGGAGCUCCUCAAGCAGUAUGACAUCCCGGACUUCCCAGAAGCAGGUUGUUGCUCGCUCGCUGCUUAUGCCAGUCUUGUCCGGUCUCGCCUUUGUUCUGCUGCUGUCUCCUCCCUUGUGCUCUCCUGCGCGUCACACUCCGUGCCGUUCGCCUGGUCGGUCCUCUCGUCGGGUCCCUCCUCGGUUCCUGCCUCCCUGCUGCGCCUGCGCCUCCCCUGGUCUGCUCUUGUGGGUCAUCGCGCCCUCUGUCAACUCCGUGCUGGUACGGUACACCUUUCCCACGUCGAUGGCCACCGCUCGGCUGCCAAGGUAAGGUGUUGCGUGUUCUGCGGGAAGAAGACCUAUGCGCCCUAUAUCCAUGUGUUAGGUGAGUGCUUCGUAAGCCUCUCUCCAGGCCUGCCGGACCCGGGUCCGAACCUUCCGCCAAGGGACCGCGCGCGGUUGCUCUUAAAUGUGCAGGCCUCCAACGCUAUGUUUGCCGAUGUAGCGCAUGUGGCACUGAUGAUUGUGCGUGAGAGCAUGGCAUUCUGGACAAAGAAAAGGCAUGCGUAA